AUGGACGCUUCUCGUCGACCUGACCUCAAGCGGAAGCUCGUUGUCGUAGGCGACGGCGGCUGUGGAAAGACGUGUCUACUCAUUGUUUACGCGGAGAACCGCUUUCCUGAGGCGUAUAUUCCGACAGUGUUCGAGAACUACGUAACCCAGGUCCAAUUUGAAGGAAAAGACAUCGAACUCGCGCUCUGGGACACGGCUGGUCAGGAAGAAUACGAUCGUCUACGACCCCUCAGUUAUCCGGAGAGCGACGUGAUCCUCAUCGUAUUCUCCAUUGAUUUCCCCACUAGCUUGGCUAAUGUUCAGGAUAAAUGGUACCCUGAAGUGGCCCACUUCUGCGAAGGCACACCCCUCAUUCUUGUAGGCACCAAGACAGACUUGCGGAGAGAUGAACAUACACGACGGAUGCUCGGAGCACAGGGGCAGGCCCCGGUGACGCCAGAGCAGGGUGCGGAAGUGGCGAAGGAGAUCGGAGCCAAAUAUGUCGAAUGUUCAGCGAAACUGGGCAGCGGUGUACACGAUGUCUUCAAUCUAGCGUUACGGGAGAGUCUCAAGGGCAGAUGGGGCAAGAGCGUUAUAAAGAAACGGUGUGUUAUCAUCUGA
Messenger RNA from Pleurotus ostreatus (oyster mushroom), 600 nucleotides. RefSeq names its product Rho GTPase (gene RHO4). Lineage: Eukaryota; Fungi; Basidiomycota; Agaricomycetes; Agaricales; Pleurotaceae. The record is from RefSeq and is a predicted model, not a curated record. Gene Ontology annotation, molecular function: GTPase activity; GTP binding. The transcript is spliced from 4 exons. Gene Ontology annotation, biological process: small GTPase-mediated signal transduction. Bases 1 to 600 code for a protein of 199 amino acids.